GUGUGCACGGCGCGCUGCUGGAGACGUCGACGUGGACACUUGUUUGCCGGCGUUUCCUUUGCCGCCCCUGAAGGCGUAGCCACGGGCCGGUGUUCUCAGCUAACCCUGGACACGAACCCGCAGCGGACGCAUACGCAUACCCCCCUUGCGCUCCUUGCGCCCAUGGUCUGUUCGUCUCACAAAACCGACGCCGAGUAAGCACUCGACACCAGAAACAGCCCCGUUCCAUUCUCUGCACUCGCUACAUCGACGUUUUCUCCAGCUCUGGCGUUGAUCCUCGCCGCAUCCACUCUGUUCCCGCGUGUCCCGUCAUUGCACCCUCGCACCCGCACCCUGCUCGCCUAGCCAUCGACCAUCGACACACCAUGAGGCUGCGACAGCCGCGCGCGACGGCCCUCCUCCUGCUGCUGCCCGCAGUCCAGGUGCUCUCCGCACAGGUCCUCGCAGACGCCCGCGACGCAAAGGUCGCACGCGCCGACUCCACCGAGCUCGCCACCGCAACGGACGCACCGGUCGCAGCAGCAGCAGCUCUUGCGCCCGGCAACAAAGGCACCAAGGAUGCACCCGUGGACGGCUUCGACGGCAAGCCGCACGCUGGGCCCUAUGUCGACGACAAGACCGUGGCAACCAAGAAGGGCCCCGGCGGCAUAGAGGAGCUUCGGCCUGGCUCCCGCAAGCCGACAACGGCAGAGAAGGAGGAGCUGGCGGCCAAGAUCGAGGACGACGACAGCGUGAUGAACGACCCGAACCGGGAGUCCCCGAAAGGCGUCACCGGCACCGAGGGCGGCGUCUCUGCAAAGGACAAGGAGCGAUUGGCCCACGAGGGCAAGACGGGCGAGAAGAUGGAGAAGGUGCCCGAGUCGCCCAAGGAGGCACCCGAACUGCCCUCGUCGCAUGGCGAGCAGCAGAACCUCAAGGACAAGCUCGAGGCGUCCAAGGACAAGAGCAAGGAUGCAGACGGUGAGACUCGCGUACUGGGCGCACAGGGGCUCGAGAAACCCACAGAUCUACCCGACAGCCCACACGACAUUCCCCAUCCCAUCCCUCCCUCGUCAGAGAAGACCAACCCGCUCGACACCACGCCCAAGACAGACGCGGGCGCCGUGCCCGCGGACGGCGAACCCGGCGGCGUCAUCCAGCCCUUCCACUCCUUCGUUCUUUCCUUCACCAUGAUCAUCUUCUCCGAGAUUGGCGACAAGACCUUCCUCGUCGCUGCCCUUAUGGCCAUGCGCCAUCCCCGCAUCCUCGUCUUCUCCGCCGCCUUUUCCGCCCUCAUCGUCAUGACCGUCCUCUCCGCGGUCCUAGGCCACGCCGUGCCAACACUGAUUCCCGAACGCUUUACCCACCUCGCUGCCGCUGGCCUUUUCCUCAUCUUCGGUGUGAAGCUGAUGCGUGAAGGUAUGGCCAUGAGCCCCGAUGAGGGUGUUGGAGAAGAGAUGCGCGAAGUGGAACAGGAGCUGGAAGAGAAGGAGUCCCAAGCUAGGCAACAAAAGGGCGGCCGCAGAAAGUCGUCCAUCUCUCCCUACGUGCUCGAAUCCGGCCGCGCUCGCCGCUCGCGUUCCAACUCUCGACUGCCCGCCCCAGCCCGCAGUCCUUCCUCUUCACCUGAUCGUGCUCCUUCACCAACCGGUUCCUCUCUUUCCGGCGCACUGAGCGGCCUCAACAAUCUGUUUUCUCUUCUUCUCAGCCCUGCUUGGGUGCAGACUUUCGUCAUGACAUUCCUAGGCGAGUGGGGCGACCGUAGCCAGAUCGCCACAGUGGCAAUGGCCGCCGGCUCGGACUACUGGUGGGUGACUGGAGGUGCGAUUGUUGGGCAUGGUCUUUGUACAGCAGGCGCUGUCAUCGGCGGCCGUGCAAUUGCUGGCAAGGUCAGCAUGCGUGUUGUGACUCUCGGAGGUGCCGUUGCGUUCCUCGCAUUUGGAGUUAUUUACUUAUUCGAGGCCAUCUACCACGAGUAGAGACGUGCACCGUACUAGAUCGAAACAUGCAUUCCACGGCGCCUCGGGAUGUACACACAAACACUGUUAUCUGCUAUAUAUCCUUUGUAAUACUCUGCGUAGCAGAGGUGCUCUGAUCCUUCGCUCUGUAAUUUUAGUACGAUACGGUCGGAAAAGUUCACGGUCGGAAACUGGAGUUUCUGGUGGUUUGCAUAUACACGGAUGAGAACAUUACGACAAGAUCGAGGGCAUAACAGCUGCGUUGCAAUAGAAGUCUUCUGCAUCUACAAUUUCGUUUCC
Paraphaeosphaeria sporulosa is the source of this 2237-nucleotide messenger RNA. RefSeq names its product UPF0016-domain-containing protein. The transcript is spliced from 3 exons. Gene Ontology annotation, cellular component: Golgi apparatus; fungal-type vacuole membrane. Gene Ontology annotation, molecular function: manganese ion transmembrane transporter activity; calcium ion transmembrane transporter activity. The coding region runs from base 366 to 1958 and encodes 530 amino acids. The record is from RefSeq and is a predicted model, not a curated record. NCBI's taxonomy places the organism in Eukaryota, Fungi, Ascomycota, Dothideomycetes, Pleosporales, Didymosphaeriaceae. Gene Ontology annotation, biological process: Golgi calcium ion transport; calcium ion transmembrane transport; manganese ion transmembrane transport.